Messenger RNA from Ectocarpus siliculosus, 174 nucleotides. The record is from the annotation of a GenBank genome assembly. Lineage: Eukaryota; Phaeophyceae; Ectocarpales; Ectocarpaceae.
AUGCUACGCGCGGAGAGCCCCACAGACUUGGCCGUGCUCCUGUUGCACCACGUGAAUGAUCUUCGACCUGCGGCGCUCGAUCACCUGGUUUUGGCCUACGCCUGGGCCAAGGAGGUGUUCAUCGCGAUUGGACUUCAACCCGCCAACCAGUGCGCAAAGAAGAGGGCAGCUUAA